AUGGACAGGCUCAUUGAUAGUCCCAUCUCUACUCCGUGUUCACGAUGGGAGCAGUACCGCAACUCGAGAACGAGCUGGGGUAUCAAUGUUCUCGGCUCGUUCCUCGUCGAGAUUCAGGCGACCGACGGCACUGUCGGCAUUGCCACGGGUUUUGGAGGUCCCCCGGCUUGCUGGCUUGUCCACCAACACUUCGAGCGUUUUCUCCUCGGCGCUGAUCCCCGCAACACCAACUUGUUGUUCGAGCAGAUGUACAGAGGCUCUAUGUUCUACGGCCGGAAGGGUCUCCCUCUAGCCGUCAUCUCCGUCAUCGACCUGGCCAUUUGGGACUUGCUCGGCAAGCUGAGGAACGAACCCGUAUACAGGCUGAUUGGUGGUGCCACCAAGGAGCGCCUGAACUUCUACUGCACCGGUCCCGAGCCUACAGCGGCCAAGGAAAUGGGCUUCUGGGGCGGCAAGGUUCCUCUUCCCUACUGUCCGGAGGACGGCCAUGUUGGUCUCAAAAAGAAUGUCGAGUUUCUGCGCAAGCACCGCGAGAGCGUCGGUCCCGACUUCCCUAUUAUGGUCGACUGCUACAUGAGUCUCAACGUGCCGUACACUAUCGAGAUCGUCAAGGCCUGCGAAGACCUCAACAUCAACUGGUGGGAGGAGUGUCUGUCGCCCGAUGACACGGAUGGGUUUGAACAGAUCAAACGUGCACACCCGACGAUCAAGUUCACAACGGGCGAGCACGAGUACUCCCGUUUUGGUUUCCGCAAGCUCAUCGAGGGCCGCAAUCUGGACAUCAUCCAGCCGGACGUCAUGUGGCUCGGUGGUCUCACGGAGCUGCUCAAGGUGUCCGCCAUGGCUUCUGCCUACGACAUCCCCGUCGUGCCGCACGCCAGUGGCCCGUACAGUUACCACUUUGUCAUUUCGCAGCCCAACACGCCCUUCCAGGAGUACCUCGCCAACUCGCCCGACGGUAAAAGCGUGCUCCCUGUCUUUGGCGACCUCUUCCUCGACGAGCCCAUCCCCACCAAGGGUUUUCUCACGACGGCGGACCUCGACAAACCAGGCUUCGGACUUACCCUCAACCCGGCGGUGAGGUCGAAGCUCAUCUCGGGCAAGUCGCUGCUCAAUGCUAGCCCCGUAAGCACCCCUGCCAUAAUGAAAUAA
Messenger RNA from Colletotrichum spaethianum, 1152 nucleotides. Its product is annotated as L-rhamnonate dehydratase. Lineage: Eukaryota; Fungi; Ascomycota; Sordariomycetes; Glomerellales; Glomerellaceae. Bases 1 to 1152 code for a protein of 383 amino acids. Gene Ontology annotation, molecular function: magnesium ion binding; L-rhamnonate dehydratase activity. Gene Ontology annotation, biological process: carbohydrate catabolic process. The transcript has 2 exons. The record is from RefSeq and is a predicted model, not a curated record.